This is a messenger RNA of Dermacentor silvarum, 1098 nucleotides long. RefSeq lists its product as uncharacterized. Bases 1 to 1098 code for a protein of 365 amino acids. The transcript has 2 exons. The record is from RefSeq and is a predicted model, not a curated record. NCBI's taxonomy places the organism in Eukaryota, Metazoa, Arthropoda, Arachnida, Ixodida, Ixodidae.
AUGCAUCCGGGCGAGCGCUCGUACAAUUACGUAUGUGACUUCCUUUCAAACCGAACGGUAGAGCUCUCACUGGCCGGCGGCCUCACGUCCGCACGAAUGAACCUCGGGGACAGAGGCACCCCUCAAGGGGCAGUCCUCUCCCCAUUUCUUUUCAAUCUGGUCAUGAGUACACUUCCUGCCUCACUCGACGAGAUCCCCGGCUUACGACACACCAUCUAUGCCGACGAUAUUACACUGUGGACGGCCACGGGCUCGGACGGCCAGAUUGAAGAGACCCUUCAACGUGCCGCCGACGCCGUCGUUCACCACGCAACGCAGGCAGGCCUCAAAUGUUCGGAGAGCAAAUCUGAACUCUUGCUGCUUAGACCUCCCGACCGCCGGAAGAUCAAACACCCCCCUUUACCGACUAUCCAAGUCUACGUAAAUGGCACGGCCUUACCGCAAGUGAACCGCAUGCGAAUCCUCGGUCUUCACGUCCAAACAGGCCAAUACAACACCACCACGCUCGACCGGCUGACCGUUGCGGUCACACAGACGGCUCGUCUCAUCGCACGCGUGUCUGCCCGCCGGCAAGGCAUGCGCGAAAAGGAACUUGUCCAACUCAUUCACGCCUUCGUGAUAUCGCGCAUCACCUACGCCCUACCGUACCUCCGCCUUUUACGCACCGAAAAGGACAGAGUCGAACGACUCAUUCGCAAGGUCUACAAGCUAGCUCUAGGCCUUGCCCCCACCACCUCCACGACACAUCUCCUGAGCCUCGGUCUUCACAACACCCUCGACGAAUUGAUUGAGGCACAUCGCACUGCCCAAAUACGUCUUCGCGGAAGCAAGACCGGCCGGUGGAUCCUCGAUCGCAUCGGCCUCACUGCAUCGCCCUCUGGCCAAGACCCGAUUUGCCUACCUCCUCCGAUACGACAACGCUUUAUAAUCAAACCACUACCGAAAGACAUGCUGGCCGGCCACCACGACGGGCGUCGACAGGCGAGGGCACAGGCCCUGCACGAGACCUACGCCUCGAGCACAGAGGCAGCAUAUGUAGAUGCGGCCCGUUACACUUCGCAGUCGAAAGCGAGCCCCCAAGCUCAAUGUUCCAACUAA